Aspergillus pseudotamarii is the source of this 1181-nucleotide messenger RNA. RefSeq names its product homoisocitrate dehydrogenase lysB (gene lysB). Gene Ontology annotation, biological process: tricarboxylic acid cycle; isocitrate metabolic process. Gene Ontology annotation, cellular component: mitochondrion. Gene Ontology annotation, molecular function: NAD binding; isocitrate dehydrogenase (NAD+) activity; magnesium ion binding. Lineage: Eukaryota; Fungi; Ascomycota; Eurotiomycetes; Eurotiales; Aspergillaceae. The transcript is spliced from 4 exons. The record is from RefSeq and is a predicted model, not a curated record. The coding region runs from base 28 to 1107 and encodes 359 amino acids.
CCAGUAUCACCCUCCAAAGUUUGCACCAUGGCUGCUGCUAGGACACUUCGCAUAGGUCUCAUCCCCGGUGACGGUAUCGGCCGGGAGGUCAUUCCGGCCGGUAGGAAAGUGUUGGAGUCUCUUCCGGCGUCUCUCAACCUCAAUUUCAGCUUCGUCAACCUGGAUGCUGGUUUCGAUACCUUCAAGCAGACCGGCACUGCCCUGCCUGACAAGACUGUCGAGACCUUGAAGAAGGAGUGUGACGGUGCUUUGUUUGGAGCUGUCAGCUCCCCGAGCACCAAGGUCGCUGGCUACUCGUCGCCUAUUGUCGCUCUCCGCAAGAAGCUGGACCUCUAUGCCAACGUCCGGCCAGUCAAGUCUACCAUUGGCAGUGGCCGGAACCCUGUCGAUCUGGUAAUCGUCCGCGAGAACACCGAGGACUUGUACGUUAAGGAGGAGCAGACCAAGGACACCCCCAACGGUAAGGUUGCCGAGGCUAUCAAGCGGAUCUCCGAGAAUGCCUCAUCGCGGAUCUCCACCAUUGCAGGAGAGAUCGCCCUGCGCCGGCAGAAGAUCCGCGACGCGGCUCCCGCUGCGGGCCUGCGCUCGAAGCCCAUGGUGACCAUCACCCACAAGUCCAACGUGCUGUCGCAAACCGACGGCCUCUUCCGUGAGACUGCCCGCAAGGCUCUUGCCGCCGAGCGCUUCUCCUCCGUGGAGGUGGAGGAGCAGAUUGUCGACUCGAUGGUGUACAAGCUUUUCCGCCAGCCUGAGUACUACGACGUCAUUGUUGCUCCUAAUCUCUACGGUGAUAUCCUGUCUGACGGUGCUGCCGCCCUGGUCGGAAGCUUGGGUCUUGUUCCCAGCGCCAACGUUGGUGACGGCUUUGCCAUUGGUGAGCCCUGCCACGGUAGUGCGCCCGACAUUGAGGGCCAGGGCAUUUCCAACCCUAUCGCCACCCUGCGUAGUGCAGCCCUGAUGCUAGAGUUCUUGGGCGAGGAGGGUGCUGCCGCCAAGAUCUACACCGCCGUUGAUGCCAACCUGGACGAGGGCAAGUACCUCACCCCUGACAUGGGUGGAAAGGCUACCACCCAGGAGGUCCUUGACGACGUUCUGAAGAGGCUGUAGAUGGGUGUUCUUUCAUGAUGUAUAACUGAGCCAAGGGCAUGUGUAUAUGUAUCAGGCAUAGAUAAAACCAAAAA